CUGAUCCAUUGCCAGCGUCUCUGCACACACAGCACAGGACGCCCCUGCCCGGCCUCGGUCCCCAGCAGCAGCAGCAGCAGCAGAGACAGCAGCAGAGACUCCUGCACUCACGGUCCCCGGGGGGGUGGAUGAGAGACAGUCCACAGGGUCCGGUCGGCACCCACUUAGACCCCCAGAGAAAGGCGCUGAAGCGGUGCGAGUCGCGGGCUGAACAUGGCUCUGAAGAUCGUCAAAGGGAGCAUCGAUCGAAUGUUCGAUAAGAACCUUCAGGAUUUAGUACGUGGCAUCCGGAACCACAAGGAGGACGAGGCCAAGUACAUCUCCACAUGCAUCGAUGAGAUCAAACAGGAGCUCAAGCAGGACAACAUCGCUGUCAAAGCCAAUGCCGUGUGCAAGCUCACCUACCUUCAGAUGCUGGGCUACGAUGUCAGCUGGGCCGCUUUCAAUAUCGUUGAAGUCAUGAGCUCCUCCAAGUUCACAUACAAGAGGAUUGGCUACCUGGCGGCCUCACAGUGCUUUCACGAGAGCACUGAUGUCAUCAUGCUGACAACAAAUCAGAUCCGAAAGGAUCUCAGCAGUCCCAACCAGUAUGACACAGGUGUUGCCCUAACAGGCCUCUCCUGUUUUGUGACCCCUGACCUGGCUCGGGAUCUGGCCAAUGACAUCAUGACACUGAUGUCCCACACCAAACCCUACAUCAGAAAGAAAGCGGUGCUGAUCAUGUACAAGGUGUUCCUGAAGUACCCAGAGUCCCUGCGACCUGCUUUCCCCCGGCUCAAGGAGAAACUGGAGGACCCAGACCCAGGUGUCCAGUCUGCAGCAGUAAAUGUUAUCUGUGAGCUGGCUCGGAGGAAUCCCAAGAACUACUUGUCUCUGGCCCCACUCUUCUUCAAACUCAUGACCUCUUCUACUAAUAACUGGGUUCUCAUUAAGAUCAUCAAGCUGUUCGGUGCACUCACACCACUGGAGCCACGGUUGGGGAAGAAGCUGAUCGAACCUCUGACCAAUUUAAUCCACAGUACCUCUGCCAUGUCUCUGCUAUAUGAAUGUGUCAACACUGUGAUUGCAGUGUUGAUUUCUUUGUCCUCUGGGAUGCCUAACCACAGUGCUAGUAUCCAGCUCUGUGUGCAGAAACUGCGAAUCCUGAUAGAAGACUCGGACCAGAACUUGAAGUACCUGGGCCUGCUGGCCAUGUCAAAGAUACUGAAGACCCACCCCAAGUCAGUGCAGUCUCACAAGGACCUGAUCCUCCAGUGUCUGGAUGACAAGGACGAGUCCAUCCGCCUGAGAGCUCUGGACCUGCUCUAUGGCAUGGUAUCCAAAAAGAACUUGAUGGAGAUUGUCAAGAAGCUGAUGCUGCAUGUGGACAAAGCAGAAGGAACCACCUACAGAGAUGAGCUGCUCACCAAGAUCAUCGACAUCUGCAGCCAGAGCAACUACCAGUACAUCACCAACUUUGAAUGGUACAUCAGCAUCCUGGUGGAGCUGACCCGGUUAGAGGGCACCCGACACGGCCACCUCAUUGCCUCUCAGAUGCUGGAUGUGGCGAUCCGGGUCAAAGCCAUUCGGGUCUUUGCUGUUGCCCAGAUGGCCACUCUGCUGGACAACGCCCACCUGAUGACGGGCAACGUGCAGCGGAAGGGCAUCUGUGAGGUGUUGUAUGCGGCAGCCUGGAUAUGCGGUGAAUUCUCAGAACACCUGGAGAACCCGAUGCAGACUCUAGAGGCCAUGCUGAGGCCAAAGGUGGCCACCCUACCGGGCCACAUCCAGGCAGUGUACGUGCAGAACGCAGCCAAGCUGUUUGCCACCGUGCUUAAGAACCAGGAGGGGAACACGGACUGCACAAAAGCACAGGAAACCAGCCAGCUGAUGAUAGAAAGGCUGCCGCUGUUUGUCCAGAGCGCCAACCUGGAGGUGCAGGAGAGGGCGUCUUGCAUCCUGCAGCUGGUCAAGUACAUCCAGAAACUGCAACAGAAGGACGUAGAAGUAGCGGAGGAAGUCAUCGCUCUAUUCGCUGGAGAACUCAACCCUGUAGCCCCCAAAGCACAGAAAAAAGUGCCUGUUCCUGAAGGUCUGGACUUGGACGCCUGGAUCAACGAGCCUCCAUCUGAGAGCGAGUCUGAGGACGAGCAGCCCAAGGCUAUUUUUGCCAAGGAGGAACCCAAACACUCCCGCCCCCGUCACACAGAGGUGGACGAGAAAGAGCUGGCAAAGAGGAGAGAAGCCAGAAAGCAGGAGCAAGCCAACAACCCGUUCUACAUCAAGGCCUCCCCGUCCUCUCAGAAGGUGUACCAGGAGGCCCCAGGAGUGGAGCACAUCCCAGUCGUGCAGAUUGACCUCAGUGUGCCUCUCAAAGUCCCAGGUCUGCCUAUGUCUGACCAGUACGUGAAACUGGAGGAGGAGCGUCGGCAGAAGGACAGAGCAGAGAAGAAGAAGAAGGAUAAGAAGAAGAGGAAAGAAAAGCGCAGCGGACGAGGGAAGAAACAUGAUUCAGGCCCCGAGAGCGAGGAGGACAUCACGCCUGCGCACAUGGUCGACAUUGUUACCGAGGAGAUGCCAGAGAAUGCCUUACCGAGUGAUGAUGAUGACAAAGAUCCCAAUGACCCUCACAAAGCCCUGGACAUCGACCUGGACAACUUGUUGGAGAUGGCUGGGCGAAGGCCGCUCGCCGACAGUGAGAAGCUGCCAGUCAGGUCACAUCGUGCAGCAGAGGUUCUCAAAAGCCCGGCUGAAGAUGGAGACGCAGAGUCUGCCGCUGCACAGGAGCCCAAGAAGAAGAUCAGCAAAGAAAAGAAAGAGAAGAAGAAGGACAAAGACCGGGAUAGGAAGAAGAGCAAAGACGAUAAAAAGAAGAAGAAGAAACACAAACAUGAAGAAAAGGGGGAGGAUCUUCUUGGGGGUCAGGAAGACGAGCCUGUGGUCCAAUCAGAAGAAACCAGCGAGGUGGCUGCACCGCCCGCCUCCAACACUGCUGAGGUUUCGGAUCUGGAUUUCUGGCUCUCAAACGCUCCAGUGCCCUCUAACGCCCAGGAAGCAGCCACCUUAGCAACAGAAGCAGAAGCGGCCCCUGUGCCUGAGGCAGCCUCUGGCACGGCGCCAGACUCCGAGCCUGAUGAGCCCAAAGACAACGAGCCGGAGGAGACUGAUAAGAAGUCCUCCAAACACAAGAAGAAGAAGCAGAAAAAGGAGAAGGAGGAUAAGGAGAAGAAAAAGAAGAAGAAGCAUCAUCACCAUCAUCACCACAGUGACGGAGGUGGAGAGGAGUCGGUGCAGAAUGGCACCGUGGAGGAGGAAGAGCCACUGCCGCCGAUGUCCAAUUACUGCCUGCUGGCUGAGAACUCCUACAUCAAGAUGGAAAAUGACAUCCAGGGAAACCUGCAGGAUGGCAGUCAGGUGGUGGUGUCUGUUAUAUUUGAAAACAAGUGUGAACGCUUCCUCAAAUCCAUGGAGUUCAACGUCCUGGACUCUCUCAACUCCAAGCUGCAGAGGCCAGAGGGGUCGGGUCCACACGAUGGCCUCACCGUCCCCUUCCAACUUCCACCCGGGGUGUCCAAUGAGGCGCGAUUUGUCUUCGCCGUGCAGAGCAUUGUGAUGCCACAGAAACUGAAGGGAACUCUCACCUUCAUACUGAAGAAUGAGGACUCCUCCACUCACGAGAAACUGGACUUCAAACUGCACUUUACCUGCUCAUCCUACCUAAUCACUACUCCCUGCUACAGUGAUGCGUUUGCAAAGCUGCUUGAGUCGGGCGACCUGAAGUGCAGCUCUCUCAAACUGGAGGGAGUCCACAUGCCCUUCCACCACCUACUGGCCAGGAUCUGCUUCCACCACCAUUUUUCUGUUGUGGAGAGGAUCGACUCCUGUGCCUCCAUGUACAGCAGGUCUAUCCAAGGACACCAUGUCUGUCUGCUGGUCAAAACUUCUGGUCAGACAGUGUCCAUUGACGCUAAAUGUGACGAGCCAGCGCUGCUCGGGAAUGUGCUGGAUGAGAUCAAGCAGACCUUCUCUCAGUGCUGAUUGUGUCCGACAGCCCCAGGGUGCCCCUGACCCCUCCAUGCCGACCCCUCCCUCGCUGAAACACAACAUAAUCAUGUUACGAAACACUGCGGCUGGCACCUCCAGCAUCGCCCUAUUUAUUAGUCCUCAGAUUCACAAGAUUUCUAUCCCCUUACCUUCUACUUCAGUGUCCCACACUCUGUUGUUCCGCUGCACUCUGAGCUCUGUGGUGAUCCCCCGACACUUGAUGUUGUUUUACAGACUCGCUGUAUACAUGCAUCGUCUUCUCUCUUCAAAGCCCUUUCAUCUUCACCUCUUCUGGCUUUUGAACUCCCAACAGCCACCCUGUUCUUCCCCGACUCUGACUCUAUAAUGUGCUCCUGUUUCUGGAUGCCCUAGCAUCCUCUGCUUUUUCCCCCAUGAACCUCCGCCCUCCACUUUGUCCACAAAUCAGUCUGUGACAGUCAUGUAAUGUAACGUUGACAACUGGAAGUUUGCUGUUGAUGGUUGAAUUGUGAUUUUACUGUUUUUGAAGGGUUUAUUUUAUCUUUGGUUUGUUUUUCUUGUUGUUUUGUCUCAUUUUUUUGUUGUUUGAAACCUGUCUGCGCCUUUCUCUCGCCCCCUUCUUUCUGCCCACUAAACAUCGGUCUAAAUUCUUUCUGCCCACUAAAUAGCAGUGUGUGUGUGUGUGUGUGUGUGUGCUGUUUGGCUUUGUAGGCCUGGAAAAAAACGUGUGACUGACUCUCUCUUAGACUGCUCCCAGCUGGAAAAAUGGGGACUCUCACCUGCUCACAGUUAGAAACUGCAGUGAGAAUAGUGCAGAGAUGAAACCACAGCUACAUAGAAGGUAUUGGCUUUGAACUUCUGUCAGAGCCGCUAACCCACUUGCCUUUUGGCUCAGAGCAGAUCUGCGUGUGUUGGUUUUGGUGAUUUGCACAGUAGAUCAGUGGUUUUGCUCUGUGCCUUAGCUGUGCAGUCUGACCUACUCCAGCGCUUCAUGAGUCUUGUAGAGCCCCGCCCCCCCGCCUCCAUUAUAUCUGCUCCCUGAUCAGCUGUGCUAAACUGCAGUUCGACCCCCCCAAAAAAACCUUGCAACAUAUCAUUUCUUUCGCAUGUCAAAGAUUAAUUGGAAGGCAUGAGAGUAUAAAAAUGAUUGAAUGAAACUCCAGAGCAGAAGUGAAAUGUGAGAUUUGUAUUCCAUCACAGGACAGUUUCUGGGGUCACCAUUAUCAGCCUCCUCUUUUACUCAAAGAUGAUUCGGUUAGUUGUAUAGAUGAUAUUAUAUUAUUGUACUACACAGAAGGAUACUUUCAUUUCUGUGAAACUGCUAUGGUGCAGAGGGUCUUCAUUUGUGUCACCACAACGUAAUCUGGCAUGAAGAGAGCAGCACAUGUUACAUCACUGCUCAGCCUCUUUUCUCUAGAAAGGAUGAUUACGACUGGCUGAGGAAUAACAAAGUUACACAAUCGACGUACAGCAUCUCUAAUGUUAACAAAUUCGGGUUGCAAUUGAGGGCAGCAAGUGGUCAAUGGUUUUAGGUUCCCUUUCAAUCAGUAUUAGGCAACAUAGCUUCCACUGUAAGGAAGCGUCCACCCUGUGAACGGCAGAGUGCAGUUUUGUCUAUCUUCAUGUGAAAUCAUGCGAGACAUUUACGCCUGUGCCACUUUGACAUUUGCAUCACAGUAACUACACCUGGGUUGGCUGACACCCACCUGGUGUCUACCCAGAAAAAACCCCCAAUGUUUCUUUUUCCCCUUCAGAAACUGCCUUGCCACUUUCUUGUACAUUGACAUUUUUCAGAAGAAAUGGCCUCCUCUUGGAAAACUCUGAGGUACUUAAUGUUUUUAGUUUGUGUCAUUCAUGUCUGAGGUCACUACCCGGUCCAGCACGACUUAACCUUGUAGUAGCAAGAUAAAAACUGACUCGGUAGCGCCUCUGAUCACAUAUACUGGUAAGGCCCUCUUCAUAUCUGUCUGCUAUUGUAGAUAACUACUAUGAUAAUGAUGUCUGUGACCUGGAGAUCAGGUCAGCCAUUCCACAAGAUACUCUGUCCUGUACUAGAAGUCUGAAUACAGAACUGAUCAGCUGUAUUUCAGGAAUGUCAAUAGAAAGUAGGUAUGUAUGUAUUCCCUGUUCCUGAAAACGACUGAUAUAAGAGAAAACAACUCCCCUAAUCAUACUUUAUCCUGAUUCUGAUCAUUUUCUUGUGCAUACUAUUUGAUUAAAAUUUGUAUAUUGCAUGAUUAGGAAUGUACACUUUUUAUUUCCUUUUUUUCUGUUCCAUUGACAUGCUUACACAAAGAAAAAACUUGUCAUUCCAUUUUGUCCUUUUUCUUUAUAUUUUUUUUUUAUGACGUUUACUUGGCCAUUCUCUAUUUUUCAUGGUAUUGUGUUUUUAUCUAUUCUAAGUUCAGACAAUUAAAAAAAAAAAAAAAAAAAAAGUGAUAUCGUUGAAUGUUUUAAAUUAUUAAACAAAGGGGAAUGGAGGGGGUUAUAUGUGGUGUCAUGACACUGAGGGCAUGGGGCUCCGAAUGUUAAGUUGAACAGAACAGGUCACAUGAAGCAGUGUACUGAGAGGCAACCCACGUUGUCUUAAUUCUCUAUUGGUUCAGUUGUAGUGAGUUAUUUUACCCAAGUUUGGCUUGUGACAUUGAAGUAUACUCUGGUAUGACUCUGACUUUGGAAGGUCCUGUCUGUUUAUUUCUCCAUAUUCCAUUAUCAAGCUGUACAAUGUAAAAUGUUUUAAAGGGGACAACAUAAAUUAUCUACAUUCCCUUUAAGGAAAAGUCAACCCAAAUUGAAAAAAUAAAGGCUAUAAGAAGCUG
Molecule: messenger RNA, 6821 nt
Organism: Anoplopoma fimbria (sablefish)
Lineage: Eukaryota; Metazoa; Chordata; Actinopteri; Perciformes; Anoplopomatidae
Gene: ap3d1
Product: adaptor related protein complex 3 subunit delta 1
Exons: 34
Coding region: 214-4017 (1267 amino acids)
Biological process (GO): synaptic vesicle membrane organization; synaptic vesicle budding from endosome; Golgi to vacuole transport
Cellular component (GO): membrane coat; presynaptic endosome; terminal bouton
Source: RefSeq, a predicted model, not a curated record